This is a messenger RNA of Sphaerodactylus townsendi, 2680 nucleotides long. Its product is annotated as RNA helicase Mov10l1-like. The record is from RefSeq and is a predicted model, not a curated record. The coding region runs from base 81 to 1991 and encodes 636 amino acids. Gene Ontology annotation, molecular function: helicase activity. Lineage: Eukaryota; Metazoa; Chordata; Lepidosauria; Squamata; Sphaerodactylidae. The transcript has 17 exons.
AAGCUCAGUUGGGCCUCCAUCUAGCUAACUAUAAAGCAUUUUUUUCUACUCUGCUGUGGCUUGAGGAAAUCCAUGAAGAGAUGGAAAUGAAGGAUUUUGCCUUGAGUGGAGUCUCUUUGAAAAGGAAUGGGAACUUCCUGGUUCUUGAUGUGCCUGGGGUCACAGAGGGUCGCCCUCCUUUAAUCACAGGUGACAAAGUGAUAUUGAAGACCAGUGAUUACUUGGAGCAAGUAUGUUAUAUUGCAUGUGUCGUUGAGAUUCAUGAAGACGAAGUUACUCUAAACCUUAACCAAGAGUUUGAGCAGGCUUAUAAUGGUGAACCCAUGGAUGUGGAGUUUGCUGUUAGUAGGACUACUUUCAGGAGGUGCCAUUUUUCAGUGGAACAAGCCAUCCAUCUGCACGAAAAGGUUUUAUUUCCAGACAGUCUUGCAGUGCAAUCUCCUCAAGUUGUCAAGCAGUGGAGUGAUUCAGAGUUUACUGACAGUGCUGAAAAACAGAGUGUCGCACAAGAAGUUGAGCCUAAGAAGGAAGUAAACGAUAACAAACAAAAGUUUCUAAAGAAGGACAAGGUAGCAUUUGUGACUAGCAUGGCUACUGUUGCCACACAGACAAUGAAUGGCACUGCGAAUUCUCAGCUAGGAAACAGUGACUUCUUCAAUCCUUUUCUGAAUGAACAUCAGAAAAUAGCAGUGAAAAGAAUACUUAGUGGUGAAUGUCGCCCCAUGCCUUAUAUUAUUUUUGGGCCUCCUGGAACUGGCAAAACUGUAACAGUAAUUGAAGCAGUUUUACAGGUGCAUUACAAUGUACCAUACAGCCGAAUCCUAGUUUGUGCACCAUCAAACAGUGCGACAGAUCUGAUUUGUUUACGACUUCAUGAUAGCAACUUGUUAAAGCCCGGAACUAUGGUCAGAGUGAAUGCAUCCAGCAGAAAUGAACAGUAUCUGAAUGAUGUAAUAAAGCUUUACUGCAAAGACGGAGAAGACAUUUGGCAAGCAUCUCGGUUUAGGGUAAUUGUUGUCACAUGCAGUAGUGCUGGAAUGUUCUGCCAAAUAGGAAUAAGGAUUGGACACUUCACACAUGUAUUUUUGGAUGAAGCAGGCCAGGCAAGCGAACCUGAAUGCCUAAUCCCAUUGAGCUUGAUUUCUGAAGUCAGCGGGCAGAUUGUACUUUCAGGUGAUCCAAUGCAGCUAGGUCCAGUAAUAAAAUCUAAGCUUGCUGCAGUUUAUGGAUUAAAUGUUUCCCUGCUGGAGAGACUGAUGUCUCGGCCUUUGUAUUGGAGAGAUGAGAAUGCUUUUGGUGCUUGUGGGUCAUAUAAUCCUCUGUUGGUUACCAAGCUUGUGAAGAAUUACAGAUCUCAUGCUGCACUGAUUUCAUUGCCAUCCAAGCUCUUUUACCACAAGGAGCUAGAAGUCUGUGCCGAUCCAUCAGUGAUAAACUCUUUGUUGGGAUGGGUGAAGUUGCCAAGGAAAGGUUUUCCACUCAUUUUUCAUGGAGUGAGGGGAAAUGAAAUGCGCGAAGGUCACAAUCCCUCUUGGUUCAAUCCUACAGAAGCAGUUCAAAUAAUACGUUAUUGUUGCCUUCUUGCUAAAAGGAUUAGCUACACAGUGUCAGAAGCAGACAUAGGAGUAAUUACGCCUUAUCGUAAGCAGGUGGAAAAAAUUAGACUUCUCUUGCACAGUGUGGAUCUGAAAGACAUCAAAGUUGGAUCUGUAGAGGAGUUUCAAGGGCAGGAAUUCCUAGUGAUCCUCAUAUCAACAGUCCGGUCAAAUGAAAGCUCAUUUAAUGAGGAGAGGCAUUUUUUGGGCUUCCUUAGUAAUUCAAAGCGCUUUAAUGUGGCAAUUACCAGAUCCAAGGCACUGCUGGUUAUCGUGGGAAAUCCUCAUGUGCUUGUUAAAGAUCCUUGCUUUAGUGCUCUCUUGGACUACAGUUUGUCCAAUGGUGUUUACGUUGGCUGUGACUUACCACAAGAGCUGCGAAGUCUAGAACAGUGAAUAUAUUUCAACGUUGCUGGACAAGUUAGAAGUGAGACUAAAUAAAUCAGCAGUUGCUCCUCUUCCAUAAAUCCAUUUUUAAAGGGCAUGAUGGGGGAAUAAUGUUUACUUGUGUCACUGUAUUUAAAAAUGUACAUAUUGUUAAGAACUGCACACUUCACAUGGUCUUAUAUAGCCAGUGCCACUAAGUACUGCUAGGAUAUUGCCAUAAAAAUGUGAAAUAGCAAAGCCUUGUGGUCCAAAAUUGGAGCUAUGGGGGAAGUAUUGGAAUUACUAAUAUAUACAAUAAAUUAUUAAACUGAGCAUUGACACACAUACAGUAUGACUUGUGUUAGUACAGAACUGUUCAACUGACUUGUACUCAAAAGACUCCUGGGUAUUAUGCUAUAUAUGUGUAUGUGUACGCACACAUGCCCUAUGUUUAUGGAGUGUUUAGUAUUAAGAUGGCUAUGUGUACUCUUCAUUGUUUGCUUCAUUGUCUGUUCAAAGGUAUUACUAGCUCUCUUUUUUCUAAAGAACUGUAGGACUGUUGAGUAAAUCAUCCUGAUCCUUGCUUUGCUGCCAAAGGUUUGAGUUAAAAUAUAAAGGUGGUAUUUCACUGACAAAUUACAUCUUUUCCCUAAGUUCAUAAUUGUAUUUUAUGGUGUAAAAAUUAUAUAUGAUUAAAGAUUUCUGCAUGUUGUCAUGUA